Messenger RNA from Patiria miniata (bat star), 627 nucleotides. RefSeq names its product glutathione peroxidase 7-like. The transcript has 3 exons. Gene Ontology annotation, biological process: response to oxidative stress. Lineage: Eukaryota; Metazoa; Echinodermata; Asteroidea; Valvatida; Asterinidae. The coding region runs from base 6 to 608 and encodes 200 amino acids. The record is from RefSeq and is a predicted model, not a curated record. Gene Ontology annotation, molecular function: glutathione peroxidase activity.
ACAAGAUGGCAGCCCCCAUGAGUAGUUUGACGUGUCAAAAGCGUGUUCGGUUUUUGUGCUCUGUUUAUGCCGUUUUUAUAAGCACUUUCCCAAUUCUUGCUUUUGCAGAUUAUCAUUUCUAUUCUUUUUCUGCCAACGAUCCAAGAGGCAUACAAGUUUCUUUAAAUGCAUUUCGUGGAAAGCCUGCUCUCAUUGUUAACGUAGCCAGUGAAUGUGGUUACACCAAGAGCCACUAUGAGGAUUUGGUCUGGCUCAGCCAACAGCCAGAGAUAGACGAGAAACUGCACAUCUUGGCUUUUCCAUGCAACCAGUUUGGCCAGCAGGAGCCGGGUAGCGACCGGGAGAUCCUGGCUCAUGUCCAGGAGACGUACGGGGUGGCCUUCCCGGUCUUCGGCAAAAUUGACGUCCUCGGGAAAUAUGCCCACCCAGCUUACACAUAUCUGAUCAAUGCUUCGGGAAAACAGCCCAACUGGAACUUCUGGAAGUACCUAGUGGACCGGCAGGGGCGAGUCAUCGAUGCCUGGGGGCCCUCGACCAGCGUGCGGGAAAUAUACGGCUUUCUGGUGGCAGCGACGAAGACCGGGUCUGGACGACGGGACGAGUUCUAGCUAACUGCUAGAAUCGGUA